AUGCUUCCGCCAAGUUCCCCGCUCGCUCACUCUCAUCCUCUAAUACUAUUUUAUAGGUUCGUGGAGAAUCAGCCACAUGACGACGUUAAUGACUCGAGUAAUCUUGGCUACGGUUUUGCAGUUGCUGCCUCUGUCGGGGUCAUGUACGAUUGGGUGCUUACGUUUGGACAAGAGGUCGAACUGAUCUGGAGACAACGCUGGUCCUUAAUGACCGUUCUCUACCUCGGUGUGCGCUAUGGUGGAAUAGGAUUUUCUGUGAUGUACAUGCUGGGCCUUGUCGUUUACGACGCACUUAAUUGGACAAAUGACGUUGUAGAGGUAAUACUGGGCGUCAUCAUGAUUGCUCGGUUACAUGCCAUGUAUCAGCGAUCCAGGAAGGUACUGAUAUUUCUCGUUGUCAGCUUGCUGGCCAUCACAAUCGCCAACGCAGUGAUGGGCGUAAUAAUGAUGUUACGUAUUUCAGGGGAGGAAUACAUUCUCUCCGGCACCUAUCAGUGCAGUAUUGGCUACGCGGGAGAUUCCAUAUUUCUGGGUUCCAUGACUUGGAUACUUGGGACUGUAUGGGAGGUCCUCGCACUGUGCCUCGCGGUGUGGAUUGCUAUAAAACACUUCCGUGAAUUGCGACGACACUCAACAAGUGGCAUUAUCAGGGACUGUUUCACGGUGUUGAUGCAAACUCAUGUGAGUUACUUUGCAAGUUUUUUGGUUAUCUCGUGCUUCGAGAUCGGUUUAUUCUCUCCAACGCUCUCAGCGGACGUAUUGUCCCUGGACACUCAGAUUUAUAUUGGUCUCCGUCAGAUAUUCCAGGUCGUGCAGAUGUUUGUGCUGGGACCACGCCUGAUCCUCGGUGUUCGAGAAUAUCACGCUAAGCUCGUGGCCAACUCUGAUACAGCAUCCGCUAUGUCUUCAGUUGCUUUCCAGGAGCAAGUCCAUGUGUCAACCAGCAAUAGUGUAUAG
Molecule: messenger RNA, 957 nt
Organism: Suillus subalutaceus
Lineage: Eukaryota; Fungi; Basidiomycota; Agaricomycetes; Boletales; Suillaceae
Exons: 12
Coding region: 1-957 (318 amino acids)
Source: RefSeq, a predicted model, not a curated record